GCUCCCCAAUUUCCCUCCUCUCUAUCUGCCAGACACAAACCAGACAAACUCAGACAGAGGGACAACAUGGAUCCAAACACGACGAUUUUGCGGGUCAAGCGAAAAAGGGGAACCGACCCAGCAGAUACAUUGUUACUGGCGUGCAAACGUAUACGUCCAGAGACGUCCCAGAGCUCAAACGAAACUGUCCCGGAGCCUAAUGAAGCCGAGGUUGAAAACUCCGUCUUCAAACUCGUGGCAACCGUAGCAACACAGGAUGCUCCCGUUCAGGCGCAGGUUCGGCAGGCUUUGGCUCGGCCUCGCAUGGCCCACGCACUGCGCCCCUCGGCCGCCAGUUCACACCGGAUAAUUGGGGACCUGCGGAGCACAAAGUGGAGCACCCGGAGGGAGGAACGCUACAGGAUACUCUCUACCCACCGUACAGGGCUAUCCAGUUCAGCCCAGCAGCCAAACUCCCAGACAGAUGCUUCUGACGGUAUAGAGGAAACUGGGAAAGAGCAGGACAAAUGUUGGGGUCUCGGUGAAAUCCAGGUGGUUGAUCUACUACAUGAGAAUGUAGACGACCAGGACAAGUCUUCUGGCAAGACGCUGUCCUCAGACCCAGAAGUGAUCCUGUGUAACAGCACCAAGAUGCUGCGGGAGCAUCUGAGCAUAUCCGGAGAGGGACUUGGCGAAGAGCACCGGGAGCAGGACUCUGACUACGUCUACGAUCUUUACUCCCAGGAAACGGCCACACCAGGGUGGAUCCAGGACAUCCUGUGUGUCAGGGCCUACCCCGAUGAGGGAGAACUGGUGCCUGACCUUGUGGUUCAUGAAGAGGAGGUGUAUGAAGAUGAGGAUGAUGAAAAUGAUGAAGCAAACUGGAGGAAUGACUACCCUGACGAGGAAAGCGACCCAGACAGUGACAGAGAGGAGCGCUAUGGUGAUUACUGGGAGGAGGAGCACUCGUACAGCAGGAGGAGCUGGCAGCGCUACCAGAGGGAAGUGCUGCAUGAGCUGGGCUGCCGUGGUGACGAGGAGGAUGAGGAAGACGACGAUGGAGACAAAUAUGAUUCUGAUUGAUCUGUCAGUGGAUCACAGUGGAAAAAACACCACGCUCCAUUGAUUUCUAUGUAGCUGAGAGUGGAGGAAAACCAGUGCUAGAAUGCCACAAGCCUUGGAAAAUGUACUUCAAGAAAUCACAGCGUAGCAGUUCAUGUGUAGCACUCGGCAGAUUUUUUCCGACAUUUCAAGUGACAUUGACUAAAGCACUUGUCGUUCUCUGCCCUGCGUGUGCAGAAUUUUGCUCAUGUGCCAGUGCAUUAAGUGUCUGGAUGACAGCUUGUCGACCACUAACUGGUUCAGAAAAGGUUUAGGGUGAAAUCUGUCCUCUCUCUACUACACAGGUGAUGGAGUUGGUGUCAUUUCCAGAAGGAUCCAGAGUGUCUGUGUGUUUUUGUUUGUUUGUUUUUUUUAAACUGGUGGAGUGAACUUGUGUGUGAGUGUUUGUUCAAAGUGGAUGUGUGUGUUAGAAGUGUUGCGUAUUAGUGUCAUAUGCCUGGUAUGCUUCGUGCUGUUAAACUUUCUGUUCAGUGAGAUGUCUUGGGCUGUGUGUUUGCAAUUUAGGGUGUCUGUGCAUGGUAAUGUGUGUAGGUAUAACUAUGCGUGUUAAGAUUUAUGCAUAAUGUGAAAGCGCGAUGAAUUGUUUGUUGUGGGUGUGCGAGUUUGGUUGAGAAAUUCCCCCAAUUUUUGAAGUUCGGAUUGUUUCUCUCGGAUGCUUGUUGAGUUAAUCUUUCUUUGUAAAUAUGUAGAUGUGUAUAAAAAGAAGGCUUUCAAAAUAAACUUCAAACAUCUCAGUGUCAA
Messenger RNA from Scatophagus argus, 1842 nucleotides. RefSeq names its product solute carrier family 7 member 6 opposite strand (gene slc7a6os). NCBI's taxonomy places the organism in Eukaryota, Metazoa, Chordata, Actinopteri, Scatophagidae. Bases 67 to 1062 code for a protein of 331 amino acids. The transcript has 5 exons. Gene Ontology annotation, biological process: developmental process. The record is from RefSeq and is a predicted model, not a curated record.